AAGUGAUUUGUUUCCCUCGCUGUCUGAAGAAAGCAACAUCGUCCUCCUCAGAUUAUUUUCCCGAAGAAAAUUUAGGAAAAGAAAGAGAAGAGAAGAGAGAACCAAACCCCGAGACAAAAAGAUCUCUUCGCCGUCGCCGCCGGCAAAGAUGGCGGAGGAUUUCGCAAGGGCGGUGGAAGACGGUCUUAAACUCUCGAAACGUAUUUACUUCGGAAACGAUCGCGCCGUCGCGGCGCCUACGCUAGCGUCGCCGAUGGAGAGAUCCUCCCCGUCGCAGGCCUACCUUCCUUCUUCCCCCAUGGUCUACGCGGUCAUACCCGACCCGGGGAUCGUGGAUAACCCGGACCUGCCUAGCUACCAGCCCCACGUGCACGGCAGGUGCGACCCACCGGCUCUGAUCCCUCUCCAGAUGAACGCUAUCGAGCUCGACGUGGACUGUUACCUCGACACGGCUCUCGUCACCGUCACGGGAACGUGGCGUGUCCACUGCGUCAUGGGAAGCAAGAGAUGCGAUUGCCGUAUCGCUAUUCCUAUGGGAGAACACGGUUCGAUUCUUGGUGUUGAGGUCGAGGUUCCUAGAAAAUCUUACACGACGCAACUGAUCACGGCUCAAGAUGGUAACCAGUUGGAGAAGACGACGCAGACUCAAAGUGGAGGGUUUUUGAAACCAAACAUAUUCACUCUUACUGUACCACAGGUUGAUGGAGGUACCAAUCUCUCUAUAAAGAUGUCUUGGUCUCAGAAGCUGACGUAUAACGAAGGAGAGUUUUUCCUAGACGUUCCUUUCAACUUUCCUGAGUAUGUGACUCCUGCUGUAAAGAAAAUCUCCAAGAGGGAGAAGAUUUACUUGAGUGUUGACGCCGGAACCGGAACAGAAGUUCUUUGCAAAGGAUGCAGUCAUCAACUUAAGGAGAAAAUGAGGAACGCAGGGACGUUGAGGUUUUCAAAUGAAGCAGAUGUUUUGAAAUGGUCAAAUACAGAUUUUAGCUUUUCUUAUACGGCCUCUUCAAGUAAUAUAGUUGGUGGACUUUUUCUUCAAUCUGCACCUGUCCAAGAUGUGGAUCAGAGAGAUGUAUUCUCAUUCUAUCUUUUUCCAGGAAAGCAGCAAAAAACUAAGGCAUUCAAGAGGGAGGUUGUGUUUGUUGUUGAUGUAAGUAAAAGCAUGGCUGGAAAACCUCUCGAGGAUGUAAACAAUGCGAUAUCCACAGCUCUAUCCAAGCUUAGUCCUGGAGAUUCCUUUAACAUUAUCACUUUCAGUGAUGAUACUUCUCUGUUUUCAACCUCACUGGAGUUGGUUACUCCAGAUGCUGUUGAAAGAGGCGUUGAGUGGAUGAACAAGAACUUUGUUGUCGCAGAUGGUACUAACAUGCUCCCUCCCUUAGAGAAGGCUGUGGAAAUGCUUUCGAAUACACGUGGCUCCCUUCCUAUGAUCUUCUUCGUAACAGAUGGGUCUGUUGAAGAUGAGAGACACAUUUGUAAUGUAAUGAAGAAACGUCUUGCUAGUGGUGGAUCAGUGUCUCCACGGAUACACACUUUUGGGUUAGGUGUAUUCUGUAAUCACUACUUCUUACAAACGCUUGCAAAUCUAUCUAGGGGCCAGCAUGAAUCGGUUUAUAAUACAGAUCACAUCGAAGAACGGUUAGACAAAUUGUUUACAAGGGCUUUAUCCACUGUUCUUCUGAAUAUAGCAAUAGAGCCUCUGCAGGAUCUUGAUGAAGUUGAGGUAUACCCUUCGAAUAUUCCUGAUCUGACGUCUUCAAGUCCAUUGAUGAUAUAUGGGAGAUACAGAGGAAAGUUCCCUGAGAAUGUGAAAGCCAAUGGUCUGCUAGGAGAUUUUAGCAGCUUCUCUGUAGAGCUGACUGUACAAAGUGCAAAAGAUAUGCCUCUUGAUAAAGUGUUUGCAAAGAAUGUGAUUGACUUGCUUACUGCUGAGGCAUGGUUCUUGGAAGACAAACAGCUCAAAGAAAAGAUUAGUAAACUAAGCAUCCAAACCGGCGUACCAUCUGAGUAUACUAGAAUGAUCCAACUAGACAACACAGAAGAAGCAUCAAAAGCCAAUGACACUGGCGUAAAGAAAAAGACAGCGAGCAGCAACGGCGAGAAACAGAAGAUGAUAUCAAGAACAAUCCCACUGCAAAACUUUGGGAUAGGCUUUGGUGAUAUAACGGCUACCAGAGAGAAUGUUCCACCAGGAUAUGGAGAACAGAGAGAGCCUGAUGCUGCUGAGAAGUUCGUGAAGGCUGCUUCGAGCUGUUGCGUCUCCUUGUGCAACAAAUGUUGCUGCAUGUGCUGUGUCCAAUGCUGCACCAAGCUCAAUGAUCAAUGUGUCCUUGUCUUCACGCAGCUCUUCACAGCGCUUGCUUGCAUCGCUUGCUUUGAGUGUUGCUCAAAUGUUUGCUGUGCAUGUGGUGGAGAGGACUAGUCAUAUCAAAAAAAUUGGUUUUGAAUUCUGAGUGUAGAGUUUUAAAAAAGCUUCAAAGUAAGUUUGUAUAGUUACGUUACACACACUACAUGUAAUUUAUGUACGGCCUGGUCAUAUAUAAAAAAGCUUCUUCA
This is a messenger RNA of Raphanus sativus (radish), 2556 nucleotides long. RefSeq lists its product as uncharacterized. NCBI's taxonomy places the organism in Eukaryota, Viridiplantae, Streptophyta, Magnoliopsida, Brassicales, Brassicaceae. The record is from RefSeq and is a predicted model, not a curated record. The transcript has 12 exons. Bases 149 to 2422 code for a protein of 757 amino acids.